CGACCGUUCCAACGAGGACGCUCCGGCGCCCGUGCAGGCCGCCACCGUGCGUAUGCCCGCGCGUGCACCCGCCGAGGAGGGUUCCCUCCUCCCCCGCGGCUUUCCCACCGUCGCCGACCUCGCCGAGUGCGAAUCCGCCGAGGAGAAGGCGGAGCUCUGCGACAAGGCGGACCUCCUCGUGGAGAGGCUCGAGGCCAAGGCUGACUCCGCCGAGGCGUUCGUCGACGGGCCCAUCUGCGCGUUCUUCGGGUUCCUCAAGCCCAACGCCAUCCGCAACGCCGAGAAGGCCCGCGCGGCGGCCGAGGAGGCGGCGGCGGCGGCGGCGGCGCUUCGCCGAGCCGCCGCGGGCGGCCCCGGCGGCGGCGUCAUCGCGGGCGCCGUCGCCGCCCUCGUCGCCGCGGGCGCCGCGGCCGUCGUCCUCGGCGGCGGCGGCGGCGGCGGUGAGCCCCUCGUCAAGAAGUCCGAGCCCCGCGCCUCCAGGACCCCGACCGAGCGCGUCGUGAAGCAGCCCAAGGAGCGCGUCGCCAAGGCUUCGACUGGGCAGGCGUUUACCCUCUUCUCCGCGCCGGAGCCCAAGGCGGAGACGGGACUUUACGGCCUCGAGGCGUCCAACAUGGCGGAGAAGGUGACCAAGGGUGAGGUCGACGCCCUCUCCGCGUACGAGGCGCUCCAGCGCAAGUGAGCGUCGCAUCGUGAGGGGAUGGAGAGGAACGGGCCGACUAAUACCCCCGGCUCUGGAAUACGACGCUUUGGUACCUU
This is a messenger RNA of Micromonas commoda, 759 nucleotides long. RefSeq lists its product with no specific name. Bases 53 to 682 code for a protein of 209 amino acids. Lineage: Eukaryota; Viridiplantae; Chlorophyta; Mamiellophyceae; Mamiellales; Mamiellaceae. The transcript has a single exon. The record is from RefSeq and is a predicted model, not a curated record.